UUCGAGGAGCGCCAUUAUCGCCCGAUUGGUCGAUGCUGCUGGAUGCCCAACGCCGCUCCUUCCACCCACACACCCUCCCAGUCACCGAACGUCAGCUACCGGAGAGCGGGCCACGGUGAUUUAAACACGGACAGAGAGAGAAGGUGUUUGCGUGAGAGACAGGAGCGUCUCCGGAAAGAGUGCGAGUGCACACUGUAGACAUCCACACGGUGGAGCAAAGCCUACAAACUUUAUUCCUUUUCUUUCUUUCAUUUCUUUUUUAAGAUAUAUUCCUGUUUACGAACACUCCCCUCCCCCUGAACAAAGACAAAGUUUUGACAUCCCCACCAAAAAAAGAGCAAAAACAACAACUAUUUAUCACCCCACUUGUCCGCUUGGCUCUACUUGACGUUUCUUUUUAAAGCAACAAGUGUUGUCGGCUACGGUACUUUUUCCACACAGGAGGAAAAAAAGAACUACCGAUGAUAUAUUAGCUACCGUGGUCACUCGGUGUGGCACCGCAGUGACACCAGGACUGCCAUGAUCGUGUCCAACGUGAGCCUGAGCGGCUGCGCGGAUUUCAACAGCGCUCUGUGUGCCGGAGCCGGGGAAGGGCACCUGGGGGGCGGAUCAUACCGGACCGCUCUCACCCCGACUGGGAACCUGGUAGUGGCUGUGUGCCUGGGCUUUAUCGGCACUUUCGGACUUAUUAACAACCUGCUGGUGCUUGUUCUUUUCUGCCGCUACAAGAUGCUGCGGUCGCCCAUCAACCUGCUCCUGAUGAACAUUUCCAUCAGCGACCUGCUGGUGUGCGUACUGGGGACUCCGUUCAGCUUCGCGGCCAGCACGCAAGGAAGGUGGCUCAUAGGGGAACGGGGCUGCGUGUGGUACGGCUUCGCCAACUCGCUCUGUGGCAUUGUGUCCCUCAUCUCUCUGGCUGUCCUCUCCUAUGAGCGCUACAGCACUAUGAUGGCUCCCACUGAGGCGGACUCCUCCAACUACCGUAAAAUCUCCCUUGGCAUCAUCAUGUCCUGGGCGUACUCACUUAUCUGGACCCUGCCGCCGCUCUUCGGCUGGAGCCACUACGGCCCAGAGGGACCUGGGACCACCUGCUCUGUUGAUUGGACAGCCAAGACAGCAAAUAACAUCUCUUACAUCAUCUGUCUGUUUAUAUUCUGCCUCAUCGUGCCCUUCCUGGUGAUUGUGUUCUGCUACGGAAAGCUACUGUCCGCCAUCAGACAGGUAAGCGGGAUCAAUGCGUCGAUGAGCAGGAAACGUGAGCAGCGCGUGCUAUUCAUGGUGGUGAUUAUGGUGAUGUGCUACCUAAUAUGCUGGCUGCCUUAUGGCAUCAUGGCCCUACUGGCCACCUUCGGCCCACCGGGCCUGGUCACACCGGAGGCGAGCAUCAUCCCCUCAGUCCUUGCCAAAACGAGCACGGUCAUCAACCCAGUCAUCUACGUCUUCAUGAAUAAACAGUUUUACAGGUGCUUCCAAGCCCUGCUGCAGUGUGAAGCUCCUCGAAGAGGCUCCAGCUUAAAGAGUUCCUCCAAGGUCCCCACCAAGGCCAUGAGGGGAAUAGCAGGAACUGGUCCCCGCCGUACUAACGAAUUCCUAUUUAUGGUAGCCUCAUUGGGUCAACCAGCUGCUACAGUCCCCCGACUGGGGCUCUCAUGUGAACCUACUAUCGAUAUCACAAAAGCCCCUUCUUCAGACAAUAAACCUGUUGUAGUCUCACUAGUGGCUCACCGUGAAUGCUGACAAUUGGUUAUAUAAUCAUAAAACCCUAAGGUCCCCAUCCAGGAGAUCAGUGAAAAAGAAAGAGGUGGUUUUACUGAGACUUGGAAAGUGGCGGUCUGCCAGUCCAGGUGGAUUCAACGUGACUCCAGCAUUAACUCUGGCCUGCCUAGUACAGAUGAUAGAUCAGUAAGAAAGGGCUGUCUCUGAAAAAUGUGAGCAACUAUCAGAGAUGACAGUAAAUCUACAGAAGCUGGGAGUUUGUAUAUUUUACUGAGAAAAGAAACACUCAUGAUCCUUUCUUAGAAAGCACAUUUAAAGGAUGCUCUUAUCAGAGCUCUGGAGUCAGACUGUAAUAAAAGAGGAAUUAUAAGGAUAAUUUUGUGCAAUAUCUCAUUCUCUUAAAAUGUCAUAACAAUAGCGUGUUCAGGAGUGCUGGGGAAGGGCUAUGAUUGGUCUGUACUGAUUGUUACUGACAGCAGUUACAAAGUGAAGUGAAAUUGAAGAACACCAGCCACUUAUGACUGCAAGCUUUUUGAAGUCCUUCAGAAUGAGAAAACUUUAAUAAUCUGUGCAAGGGGAAUGCUUUUGCAGCACUUGCACAAAUAAAAGAAAGUUGUAAAAUUACACAGAAACACAAGAAAGUGUAAUGCAAUAAAAGUACCUGAGAAACGACAGAGGUGCAAACUUAAAUGGAAGUGGUGAUAACUUUACCACCAUAGAGUGGCAAACUCUAUAGAAAACUAUAGAGUUAAGUCUUCAAACCAGCAAUAGUAGUGGCCAUAACAGUUACAAGAAAAAAAUCAAACGAGUGCAAUAAGUCAAGAUGUUAAAUUGGGUAAAGAGAAGGAGUAGCAUUCACAAUUAAAUGUCUUAAUAAAAAGUUAAUUGUACAUUUAACAUUGCUAGUAUGCCGGGGGUGUUUGGAUUUUUUUCAGGGAGAUAGACUUUGGAAAGAAAUACUGUAACUGCAAGUUGGAAAUCACUGUACAGUAAUGGCUGUGAAUGUGCAGUCUAAUGUA
Molecule: messenger RNA, 2735 nt
Organism: Maylandia zebra (zebra mbuna)
Lineage: Eukaryota; Metazoa; Chordata; Actinopteri; Cichliformes; Cichlidae
Product: vertebrate ancient opsin
Biological process (GO): visual perception; G protein-coupled receptor signaling pathway
Cellular component (GO): membrane
Molecular function (GO): G protein-coupled receptor activity
Source: RefSeq, a predicted model, not a curated record